Zonotrichia leucophrys gambelii is the source of this 2776-nucleotide messenger RNA. RefSeq names its product ALX homeobox 4 (gene ALX4). The record is from RefSeq and is a predicted model, not a curated record. The coding region runs from base 13 to 1218 and encodes 401 amino acids. Gene Ontology annotation, biological process: regulation of transcription by RNA polymerase II. Gene Ontology annotation, molecular function: DNA-binding transcription activator activity, RNA polymerase II-specific; RNA polymerase II transcription regulatory region sequence-specific DNA binding. The transcript has 5 exons. Lineage: Eukaryota; Metazoa; Chordata; Aves; Passeriformes; Passerellidae.
ACACACGCACAGAUGAGAGGCAAGAGUCCCCCGCUCUGCACGGCGCGGGGAAUGAAUGCUGAUACUUGUGUUUCUUAUUGUGAUCCGGCUGCCAUGGAUUCCUACUACAACGCAGCCUCCCAGGACACAGAAGGCUCCUCGCCUUUUAGGGCAUUUCAAGCAAGUGACAAGUUCAGCCCUACUUUCCUGGCCAGCAAAGGACAAGGCUUUGGUGACAGCGGCACUAAGUGCCGGAGCCGCUACAGCCAGCAGGAAUGUCAGUCCCUGGAUGGCAGCGUGCAGGCUCCCGGCUCCGCCGGCUCUCCGGCCUCCUUUAACAAAUACCCUCCGCAGCAGCAGCAGCAGCAACCGCACCUCUAUAUGCAGCGAGGCCCCUGCAAAACCCCCCCGGACAGCAACAUCAAGCUGCAGGAGAGCAGCGGCCACAACGGAGCCCUGCAGGUCCCCUGUUACGGUAAGGAAAGCGCUUUGGGAGAGCCUGACUUGCAGCCGAGCUCCGACCCUUCAGCAAUGGACAGCAGCUACCUCAGCGUGAAGGAGGCCGGGGUGAAAGUGCCCCAGGACAGGGCCAGCACAGACCUCCCCAGCCCCAUGGACAAGGCUGACUCGGAGAGCAACAAGGGCAAGAAGCGAAGGAACCGCACCACCUUCACCAGCUACCAGCUGGAGGAGCUGGAGAAGGUCUUCCAGAAGACCCACUAUCCCGAUGUCUAUGCCAGGGAGCAGCUAGCCAUGAGGACAGACCUCACCGAGGCUCGUGUACAGGUGUGGUUUCAGAACCGGCGAGCCAAAUGGCGCAAGCGGGAGCGGUUCGGUCAGAUGCAGCAGGUCCGGACCCACUUCUCCACUGCCUACGAGCUGCCUCUGCUCACCCGUGCUGAGAACUACGCCCAGAUCCAGAACCCCUCUUGGAUCGGCAACAAUGGAGCAGCGUCCCCUGUGCCUGCCUGCGUGGUCCCCUGCGAGACAGUGCCCUCGUGCAUGUCCCCCCAUGCUCACCCCCACGCGGCCGGCGGCGUCUCCGAGUUCCUUGGGGUCUCCGGGCCCGGCAGCCACGUGGGACAGACUCACAUGGGCGGCCUCUUCGGCACAGCCGGGAUGAGCCCCAGCCUCAAUGGCUACGAGCUGAACAGCGAGCCGGACCGCAAGACCUCCAGCAUCGCUGCCCUGAGGAUGAAAGCAAAGGAGCACAGCGCCGCGAUCUCCUGGGCGACAUGACAGGGCUGCGGCCCAUGCGCGCCAGACACGGAGAGAGCACGUGGGGACAGCCCAGUCAAUCCAUCCGCUUGAACUCCAGACAGCAGUUGCCUCCUCGGGGAUCUGAAUGCAGCACUUUUAGCUACCCUAGGCAUAUAAAGGACAUAUGUUAAUGUAAGUGGAGUGUUUCCAGCAUGAACGUGGCAGCUCCCGGCUUCCUGGGAUCAGGCAGGGAGAGGGAGGCUGUGGAGCAGCACCUCUUCCAUCAAGAUCUGGGAUAGGAUGCAUCCCUUCUCGCUGCCACCUCCCCAACAACCUGGGCAUUUUUUCUUCCCGCUGUUUUUUUCUGACACCAGACAUGCCUUUCCAAAGAGCAAGAGCCCACUGGCCUUUCAGCAGCUUCUCCCAUCCCACCACUCACCAACACACACUCACACACACACACUCACGUAUUCUGCCCUGGGCAAGGGACUGCAUGGGGACUCUGGCACCAGCAAAGAGACUCUCUCACAUUGCCAACAUCAUUUUAGUGGGAGCUGCAACUUCCCACAGCCGAGUGGGGAACAGGGCUGGGAAGAUAACCAAAGCCAGGAGAAGCCAUCUCCUUCUUCCCCGCUCCCACUCCAUCUUGUACUCUGAGAUGAAGCAGAAUUGUAGAGGCCUGUGAAGGGGAUGCCCCUCUACCCACCAUAGCAUGGUGUUAUCACGCUGAGAGUCUUUGCCAGCCCUCUGGUGACCCAGAUGGAGAUACACCCCAGCAAACAAAAGCUUUCCAGCAUGGCUCAAUGCCCCUGGGCUUUGCUUUUCCUGGUUGAGCUCUCUGUUGAGCCUCACAAGUAUGGUGGUACAGGAAAAGAUUCCCUCUGUCUUUCACUGGGUUGGGAAUUAUUAACUUCAGUUUAGAGACAUCAGCUCUGGCAGGGAAGCACAACUGCUAUGUAAAUCUGCAAGUCCCCAGAAAGACUGCUCUAAGAAAGAGCUCAAGCACUAGCACACCACCACAGUGGCACAAGGCCACCAAAUUCCUCAUACACCUCAUGCUGGGGUCAGACAUGUGCAAUGACAGGCCCUCCCUCAGCCUUCCACCCCAGUGCCCUGGGGCACACAAUGGCUGUGGGCAUCUCUGCACCAGGGACAGCAAAGGAACAGGCUGGGAAGGGGCUCAAGGGAGAACAAGGUGAUACUGCCCCAUCUCCAGCCACCUCAGAUCCUCUUCAUUUGCAGAGGAAGUAGAAGAGACCAGAGCUUCUCUGGUUUGUGUGAACCAGCAUGCCUCUCUGCUUUUCCGUCCCAGUGCUCUUACCUGCACAGAGCUGUUCAGUAAGAUCUCCUUUGCAAGGCUUAAUGUUUUACAAGUUUUUCAGUGAUCAUAGUGCAUGGAAUAAUUUUGGAAUCCUUUUGCGGCACUGAAAUACUGCCAAGGAGAAGCUGAAAGUCAGCUGAGCACUACCAGCCAUACAGUGUGGCUUUGCAAGCUGGGCUUGAGCUGGGGUAGCCAUCUCCAAGAUUUACAAGGGAAUUAUAGGAUACUACUCCCAGAAAAACUGGUGUGUCACCCUUCCCUCUUUCCUCUGCUCAG